This is a messenger RNA of Glycine soja, 1202 nucleotides long. Its product is annotated as 2-C-methyl-D-erythritol 2,4-cyclodiphosphate synthase, chloroplastic. The record is from RefSeq and is a predicted model, not a curated record. Lineage: Eukaryota; Viridiplantae; Streptophyta; Magnoliopsida; Fabales; Fabaceae. The transcript has 2 exons. Gene Ontology annotation, molecular function: 2-C-methyl-D-erythritol 2,4-cyclodiphosphate synthase activity. Gene Ontology annotation, biological process: terpenoid biosynthetic process. The coding region runs from base 96 to 779 and encodes 227 amino acids.
GUUCUCCCAUACAAAAAGAGAAUAUUAGUGGGCAUUAGACAAACAAACUUGUGUCUGAAAUUGAGCAGUGCAGAGACUCCUGAACGUCAACGGCUAUGGCAGCUUCUUCCUUUACAACAUCUUCCAUUCUCUUCCCAUUCACAACUAGUUCUAAAUCCCCUCCUUCUCAACUAUUCCCCUCUUUUCCUUGCAAACAUCAUACCCUCCGUCUCAGACCCGUCUCAGUCUCAGCCGCUUCAACCCCAACCCCCUCCAUCCAAGCCGACAAAUCCCCGGUCUCCGCCACUCCCUCCAAGCUUCUCCCCUUUCGGAUUGGUCACGGCUUUGACCUCCACCGAUUGGAACCCGGUUAUCCCCUAAUCAUCGGUGGAAUCAACAUUCCCCACGAUAGAGGUUGCGAGGCUCAUUCCGAUGGUGACGUUCUGCUUCACUGCGUUGUUGAUGCGAUUCUAGGGGCGCUAGGUCUUCCUGAUAUUGGCCAGAUUUUCCCCGAUUCUGAUCCUAAGUGGAAGGGUUGUGCCUCUUCCGUCUUCAUCCAUGAAUCUGUGAGACUUAUGCAUGAGGCUGGUUAUGAGAUUGGGAAUUUAGAUGCUACAUUGAUACUUCAGAGGCCAAAACUAAGCCCACACAAGGAUGCUAUCAAGGCCAACUUAUCUGCACUGCUUGGGGUGGACUCUUCUGUAGUAAAUAUCAAAGCAAAAACUCAUGAAAAGGUAGACAGCCUUGGAGAAAAUAGAAGUAUAGCGGCUCACACAGUGGUUCUUCUAAUGAAGAAAUGAGAAGACAAUCUGGAAAUAUUGAGGAACAUGAGAGAACUUUAAUUGGAAAAAAAAAACCCAUAAAAGUUAAUAAACUAUGUUUUUUUAGCUUCUAGUGUACUGUUUAUUGUUUAUCAUAUCUUAUAGUUCACCCUGACAGCAAAUUAUUCAUUGGUGUGCCUCUUGCCCUGCAUUUUGCUAAGAUCUUAGUGGCUGUCUUUUACGUUUUAUCAUUUGGUAUUAAGAGGGACCCUGUAUAGGUUUGAACGGCAGAUGCGGCCAGUCGGCGACAAAUAUAUUUAGUUAUGUCUGUGUAUAAACUAUGAAGUGAGCUUGUUUUUAAAACAAGCAAGGGUCCAUGAAAAAUUUGUAAGUGCUUACGUCAUUUCAAAACAAAUUUAUGGUCAAAUGUGGUGGUUAACAACUUUCAUUUUUGAUGAUUAA